This is a messenger RNA of Callithrix jacchus (white-tufted-ear marmoset), 1851 nucleotides long. The record is from RefSeq and is a predicted model, not a curated record. NCBI's taxonomy places the organism in Eukaryota, Metazoa, Chordata, Mammalia, Primates, Cebidae.
CAGGCUGCUGCCUUCAGCCUUGCCCAAGGCAAGGGCCCCUCUCACCCCCAUUGCUAUCAGGAGCCCAUGGGCCUGGCAUUUUCAGGUCACAGGGCUCUCCAGCUCUGGUGGAUGACUAGAUCAGCUGCCCAGGAGAGCUGCAGCUGCCCAUCCUGCCAACCGCCUAAGCCCCUCUCAGCAGCCUGAAACCAUGAACAGGUCACUGUGGACGGCGCUCCAUGUCGGGGUCUUUCCUGCAGCUUGAAGAAGGCGCAAGGUCCAAAACGUCAGGAAACCAAGGUAAACAUCCGCCUCCCACUGAAUUUCACAGAGGAGAAAAUCAACAUUCAGAGAGUCAAAGUGACAAGCCCUGGCACUCCCUGUGUGGCCCCAUUCCAGGGUCCUUGCACCAGCUGAUUUCUCCACCUGGAACGCCCUUCCUCAGGUCUCUGCUUACUCUGAUGCCACCAGUCAAGGUGGCCCUGAGCAGCUGGCUGAAGUGCUGCCCCUGCCCCCAAGGCCUCUCUCCAGGCCGUCCCUCGAAGCACUCAUCCCUGUGGAGGACAAAGCCUGCCCCGGAGCAGGCCCUGCACAGACAGCUGCUGGAUGACAACGGAAGAGUCCAAAGACGCAGGAGCCCAGAUGAGAUGCAGCGAAAGACUCAGAGGGACAAGUAUCCUCUGGUUUGGGGGUGCAGGCCCAGCCUGAGAGUUCCCACGCCUGACAGGCACGCUCCCCUACCCAGUGGCCUCAGAGAAAGCCCCUGCCCUGCUGAGAUCAGCGCCACCCUGCCCGGCAGCCCCGGCAGUGCCAGCCCCUCCCACCCAGGCUUGCCAUCCUCUGGGGACAACAUACAAAGGCCCACUUCAGUGCAGAGCCUCAGCUCCAUCUCCAGUCUGGCAGGCGAGGCAGGGGGAAUGGAGGGGAGGGUGCGUCCCACCCUUUCUCAUCCUCUGGGGCCUUCUCUAGCAUUGGGGACUUUGUCCCAGGUGUUGUACCCCGGGCGGCAGAGGAGGGGUUGUUGGCUGGCAGAGGCCCCCAUGCACUGGGUGCAGGUGGAGGUCCGGUCCAACAGUCGUAGGCAGUGGGAGUGGGUGGUGCUCCCCCGGCACCCACACGUGUGUACAGGGCAGCAGGUGGUGGGCGCGCCUGCAUGCUCAGGCGGCUGGGUGCCAGGUGGAGUGAGGGACAGCGAGGUGCAGACCCAGCGGGGACGAUCCAGGCUGGGCAGCAAGGAGGGCAGUGUGCAUGGUCUUUGGGCCACACCAGGCCUGGCUUUCUGGCCUGAGACCCUCUGUGGUAAAUGAAAUGCAACUCUCAAAUGGCCAUCCCAACAACCUGAGCUGGUAACUUGUAACUCAAGCCUGACACCUAGGGACUGAUGCUGACAACUUCAGGAUUCCCAGCGCUCCCCCUUCUGGGGCCCCUCCCCACCCAUCACCAAGCCUUGCCCAUCCCACUGCCCGAACUUCUCAAAUCUCCCAUUCCCGGGCCCACUGCUCACCAGAAUGGCAGCCGCUUCCUCAGUAGGCCCUGGACACAGCCCCCAUGAGCCAAGCAAAAGCCACAUCUGACGCUGCCCCUCCCAGCUUGGAAUGGCUCUGCCCUCAGGAGAAAGUCCAAGUCUCCCAAGGAGGCACAGAAGUUUCUGUGUAAUCACCCCCUCCAAUCCCCGUGCCUGUCCCUGGAGGGUUCGGCUGAGCUGCACUCCUUCAGGUCUCCCUGACCCCGGCCUACCCCCCAGAACCCCUCAUCCACAUGAGGGCUGUGGUGUCCAACACCCCUGAGUCCUCAGCUUCAAGACCUGAGGCCCACACAAAAGAGGUGCUCACCCUCAGUUUGUUGAAUGAAUAAAUGACCACCCCAAAUCCA